Messenger RNA from Acaromyces ingoldii, 1860 nucleotides. RefSeq names its product glycoside hydrolase. Gene Ontology annotation, molecular function: beta-glucosidase activity. Gene Ontology annotation, biological process: glucan catabolic process. The record is from RefSeq and is a predicted model, not a curated record. The transcript has 2 exons. Lineage: Eukaryota; Fungi; Basidiomycota; Exobasidiomycetes; Exobasidiales; Cryptobasidiaceae. Gene Ontology annotation, cellular component: extracellular region; cell surface. Bases 140 to 1771 code for a protein of 543 amino acids.
CGCGACGAUCAGGCCCUAGGCCUCGGCGAAUACUCUCAACGCUCUGUGGGGAUUUAUAUAAGGGCAUUGCCCGCGAACAAGGGUUGGAGAGCUCUCCAAAUAUCCGCCUGUUCUUCUCAGAAAGCGACCUUUCUUCACCAUGAAGUGGCCAAAGAUUGUCACUGCCGCCCUCAUCACCAUCCUUUCAGCUUCCCUCGCCACAGCAAGCCCCAUCAACAUCGACCUGGAAGAUGUGGCAUGGGAGAAGCGUGCGACGAGCCGAGCGGCUAAGUUCGGCACAGCGAAGAAAGUGCGAGGUGUGAAUCUUGGAGGAUGGUUCGUCCUCGAAGCAUGGAUGAUGCCAUCUUUCUUCACCAGCGACUUGGUAGCCAAGGGAGCCGUUGACCAGUGGACUUACAUGACAGCAGUGGGCGACAACACCCAGGCCCUCUCGCUUCUCAAGCAGCACUGGUCCACCUGGAUCACCCAGGACGAUUUUGCACAGAUCUCUGCCGCCGGCCUCAACACAGUCCGCAUCCCUGUUGGCCACUGGACUUUCAAUGCCUCUUCGUCGGAGCCGUAUCUUGCCAGCGCUGAGCAGCCGUACAUCGCGCAAGCGCUCCUCUGGGCGAAGCAGUACAGCCUCGAUGUGGUCUUGGAUCUCCACACCGCGCCCAACUCCCAGAACGGGUUCGACAAUUCGGGUAGGCAAGGCGCCAUCAACUUUGCCAAGGUCACUCCGACACAGAAUGCCGCACGCGUCAAUUCAGCACUCGUCAAGAUGAUCCAGCUCUACGUCAACAACCGACAAUUCGGUGGCGUAGUUAAGGCCAUCGAGAUUCUCAACGAGCCUGCCUGCUGGUCCCUGGGCCAGGACUACAUGACAAGUAUCCACAAGGCAGCCUACACGGCGCUUCGGGGGGCCAUCACAUCAGCCGCAAUCACCUAUCCGACGACAGUCAUCCACGAUUGCUUUGUGCAGCCGCUCAGCAAGUGGCAGAGCACCUACUCGGACACGUCCUUCUGGAAGACGAGCAGCAUGGCCAUCGACACGCACCGCUACCAAGCAUGGUCGCCGCAGAACAGCUACAACUUUGACCAGCACAUCUCCUACACGUGCGGCUUGGCUUCCGAGCUCAGCUCGGCACAGAGCAGCAUCAGGCCAACGAUCGUGGGCGAAUGGAGUCUUGCUAUUGGUUGCACCAACUGCACCUUCAACAGCAUGGCGGACAACAUCAAUGCUAUGAACAAUGCCACGCAGAACCUCUUCUUCCGUCGUUUCUACGAGGCUCAGGUGACGACGUACGAACAGGCGGGCGGCUGGAUCUUCUGGAACUGGAAGACGCAGUCCAGGGGUGACUGGAGCUACCAGGCGGCCAUGGCUCAGGGCUGGAUCCCCAAAAGCCCCACGACGAGGGUUUUCCAGCAGACGAACUCCUGCCCGACAACAAAGCUCUUGUCAAACGUCACGUUUGCCACGACUUCAUACCCUCCCGUUGUCAACUCAACGUCGGCUUCCAACUCCACGUCGACAAAGACGACAACGACGACGACGAGCAAUACGACGACGACGACUCAGAGUGCAGCCAAGCGAGAUGGCGGGCUCGACCUCGGAAACUUGCUGGGCCCCUUCGCCGGCGCGAACCUCAACCUUACGCAGAUCAUCGCCAACGGUCCAAAGGACCCGCUCGCUUUGGGUCUCCAACUCAUCCCUUCGACGGGCCGCUUCCUCAACAUCGAUGCUUUCCCCUUCAUCAAGAAAACGACCUUUGCAACUGGUCCCAGCCACUAGAAAGAGGUUUACUUUGUCGAACCAUUUGUAUUUGUACGCUUGCACAGAGAGCCGCUCUUUUGGUCUCUGCUCUGUUUGUUUUACUGUCU